GUGCUGUUUUUGUUCUGGUCUCAGCCAGGAACCAUAGAGCAGGCAGUCAAUGAUAUCCGCACGGUUGCUUUGCCUUCAGAAGACGGAGAGGUUCUUAGCGUGUGGCUGCUAGCUGAAAUCGAUCACUGGAACAAUGAAAAAGAGAGACUGGUUCUUAUAACUGAGAGGUCUUUGUUGGUGUGCAAAUAUGACUUCAUAAACCUCCAGUGUCAGCAGGUCAUCAGAAUUUCCCUGAACGCUGUGGACACGAUCUCAGUCGGCGAGUUUGAGUUUCCCCCAAAAUCCCUCAACAAGAGAGAGGGAACCGGUAUCCGUGUCCAGUGGGACAAGCAGCCAAAACCUUCGUUCAUGAACCGCUGGAACCCCUGGUCCACUGACAUACCCUACGCCACCUUCACCAAACACCCCAUGGCACACGCCGAUGAAAAGGUGGCCUCCCUCUGCCAGGUACCAGCUGCGUUCUCGCUCUCUCGGACAGAAUUGGGAACAUUUAUAUAUCUUUUUACUUUUUGCAUCAACCACAGGGACACAAUGAAAAUUAGCCAUCUUGGCCAAAUCUGGCACAUCUUAUAUUGAGUCUGUGUGUUAUUAAUGUGUAUUGUCCAUGAUUGAAUAAAUAAGUGAAUAAUGACUGGAUGAAUGCACACACAACUUGGUUUACAGAAAAAAAAAACACUCAAAAAAAAAAAAGUCUGAAUUUAGACUGCCGGUUACGCUUUUUCACAUUCGGCAUAAUUUCC
Sinocyclocheilus grahami is the source of this 740-nucleotide messenger RNA. Its product is annotated as tumor protein p63-regulated gene 1-like protein. The transcript is spliced from 5 exons. NCBI's taxonomy places the organism in Eukaryota, Metazoa, Chordata, Actinopteri, Cypriniformes, Cyprinidae. Gene Ontology annotation, cellular component: cytoplasm. The annotation marks the transcript as partial. The record is from RefSeq and is a predicted model, not a curated record.